UUUGACUCAGAGAGCUAAUACAGUAUAACCAGAAAAAACCAAAAUUAACAACCUACCUUAAAGAGGAAUUACAAGCAGAACAGUAAGAUAACGAGAUUUUUAUUAAAAUAACGUUCUGAUAAAUAUCCAGCAGGCAAGGCUGCAGCGCUGGAAGGGCUGCUCCCGCCCCGCUGGAAGGAAGGGAAGCGGCGCUGGCCGGGUGCCGCUGUGACCCGGCGCGGCCGGGCCGGGAGGGACGGGCGCUCCCUGCGGGCGGGAGGCCGCGCUGUAGCCACGGCAACCGCUGUGCCGGGGGGGCACGGCUAAGCCGAGCGGGCACCCGCGGUGACACGGCUUGACAGAGCCACCGGCGCGGGACACGGGCUGCAGAGCCAGCGGGGAGCCCGCGGGGGACAUGCACUGAGAGAGACACCCGGGAACACAGCGGGGUAUCCGGGCUGCGAGCCCCACCGAGGCCACCAGCGGGGAACGCCGUUUGCCACAGCCUCCGGGCCACCAGCGGGGGAAAGGGCUUCAAGGACCAUGGCUGCCAUCGACGAGCGCACUUUCAUCGCCAUCAAACCCGACGGGGUCCAGAGGGGGCUGGUGGGGGAGAUCAUCAAACGCUUCGAGACAAAAGGAUUCAAACUGGUAGCCAUGAAAUUAAUACAUGCCACUGAGGACCUUCUGAGGGAGCACUACAUCGACCUCAAGGACCGGCCAUUCUACGAUGGCCUGGUGCAGUACAUGCACUCAGGACCUGUCGUGGCCAUGGUGUGGGAAGGUCUUAAUGUGAUUAAGACUGGGAGGCUGAUGCUGGGGGAAACCAAUCCAUUUGAUUCCAAGCCUGGCACUAUUCGUGGGGACUUCUGUGUCCAAGUUGGAAGGAACAUCAUUCAUGGCAGUGAUUCUGUGGAAAGUGCUGAGACCGAGAUCAAUUUAUGGUUCACUCCUGAAGAACUGGUUGAUUACAGAAGCUGUGCUCAUGAGUGGAUCUAUGAUUAGCACCCAGCCUGGGUCUUCUGAUAUCCCCAUGUCCAUGAGCAGUUGCCAGCCUCUAGCUAUUCUUAAGAAUUCCCUCAUAGAAACCUCAGAAAACAGUGAGAUUGCUGUGUUGUGGAUGUUAAAUAGAGUCAGUACUUACAGAUGGAAUUGCACAUUUUAAAAGCUGCUUCUGGGAUUGAGAGAUAUGAGAUGAAACACAGAGCAGAUAACAGAUUUUUGGAAGCACUUUAUAGUCAUAGAGGAUAUUUUGGUAAACAUUACUAAAAUAGGUAAAAAUUUAUUUGGUAAAUAAAUAUGCAAAUGUCUCAGAGGUUAACUUUGCUAAAACAUUAGAGGACAACUGAUGGCGUGAAAAUGCAUUGAUAAUAUGCCCAAAUGUUGAGGAUUUGCUUUAUAGCAAGUCAAGUGUGUUCCCAUUCCUAAAACAGCUGCAGAAAAAAAGCCCAUUUCUCCCCCCAGAACAUGCUGUGGCCACAGAGAGCUCAGCUCUGGCUAAAAUGACAUCUGGCCUCCACACUGACACUGUUUCAAUUGCUCUUUUUUCCUUCUACAUGGGAUUUAUUUAGCAUUUUAAGAUUAAAAUUAAAUUUAAUUUAGCAUUUGAAGAUUAACUGGCCAGGCUUUAUGAAAUGUCCUUUUAUGUGGAAAGAAGAUUAAUGUGAGGAUGGAUGAGGGAGAUUCUACCUUCAGCCACUUCAGUGCAGCAGCUCUCUGACAUUGCACAGAGCAAUAGGUGGUGUUUGCUUUGCCAGUUGAACAGCUGAUAAUUUUUUGUUCUCUUUUAGUGUCCUUGUUGGGGGUUAGGUUUCUUUUCUUUUGUUCCUUCUUACCUAUAGAAUUUUUCCCAAGAGUUGCUGUGAAAUGCUGACUGCUGGUACUUAUGACUACUUGAAAAAACAAAGGGUUGACUGGGUCCAGGUAAAAGAAGGGCAGGGGACAACUACCCUCUCUCACUCUGCAGCUUCAGGUAGGAGCUGCUGCUGCUUGAGAAAAGGAAUUUGCCAUAACCCAGCCCGGAGCUUCUUGUUCUUCUUCUUGUUCUUCUUCUCGUUCUUGUUCUCCUUCUCCUUCUCCUUCUCCUUCUCC
Molecule: messenger RNA, 2070 nt
Organism: Ficedula albicollis (Collared flycatcher)
Lineage: Eukaryota; Metazoa; Chordata; Aves; Passeriformes; Muscicapidae
Product: nucleoside diphosphate kinase-like
Exons: 5
Coding region: 523-984 (153 amino acids)
Biological process (GO): GTP biosynthetic process; UTP biosynthetic process; CTP biosynthetic process
Molecular function (GO): nucleoside diphosphate kinase activity
Source: RefSeq, a predicted model, not a curated record